AAAUAAAAUGCUUCCGGAUCUCGUCUACGCUUGGUAGGGGUGAAUCGAGGGUCUUUCUCCAUGACGGCAUCAAAUGGCUUGCAGCGAAUGGAUGAGAUUGGUGAUGGCCUGAAAGAGGUUUGAGCUCGAGAAGGCAAAGUGGAUGAGCAUCAUUUCCCGAUUGCGCUGCGGGCUAUUCCUGUUUCGAAUCGACCUGCCUACCUUCAAUGGCCACGGCACCGAGUCUCUCACUGUGUUUGCUACCAUGUUGAGACUGUGGGUAAUCGAACUCUACGUGCUGAGUAAAUUAUGGUGAGCCAGCCACAUCUUCCUUUUCGGGGAUACUAACCUUUUUGUGUGAUAUCUUUAAACGAGGGAUGCAUUCACAGUUGUAGAGAUGAUAGAUUUCUUAAUAUAUAGAGCCCGUGGCUUCGCUUGUUGAAGACAUUCGGAGACCUUAAUCAACGGUUUAGCACGCAUUGCACAUAUACCUACAGAUCUCUUAAUUGCUUUCGUCUUUCUCUCAUUCGCUGUUCUCAAGUCAAGUCAUUCGCCUAUAGCCGAAGUACUUCAAACCUCCACCAUCCCUUCUCUAUCUCGCUUCAUCAACUCUCAUUUGGGCUUGUAAGAAUAUUACCAUUCGUUCAAAAUGUCUGACGGUUGUAAGUCUCUGCUUCUCAUUCUCCCCAUCUGUUCUUUUAUAGACAACACUCCUUCGCCAACACCCUUCAGUCCCUCAUGGCUCACUGCACUCACUAACAAAACCAAAAGUAAACGAACAGCGCACCAUUCGCGUAGCAGAUCUCCUCUCAGAUUUCCGCACUCUCCAAUACUACAUCGCCUCAGCACCGGCAGACCCACCAAAUCAAGAUGAUUAUUACACCGAGGGAUGGGCGGCCUUGCGACAAUGCUCCAUAGAUGGUCAACACGUAUUGAAUUGUGCAGCCGAAACCAGAGUUCCACGUGUUCGAGGUGGUGUAGAGGAACAGAACAAAGCGGAAUUGAUACAGUAAGUACUUUCUUCCAUUCUCUUAUAAUUGUGUUGAAAUGUGACAAGAAGAAAGCUGACAAGAAAAAUAGAGUAACACUGGACGCCUUUGCACGUCGUCACGAAGGCCAGAAAAUCUAUCUUCGGCAAUGCGCAGCUCAGAGAUGGGUCUCCUGGCGAGAUUCGAUUCUUGGAGGUCAGAGACCGCAUAGUGGACAUACAUCUCAAUUGGCAUCUUGCGAUGCGCAGUUGCGUUCCGUAAAAACUCCCGCUUUUCCUCCUUUGAUCUUGAGCAAAGAAUUAACGAGUGCCAGGAACUUGCUGCUAUUACUGACGAAUCUAUCUAUAAUGAUUUGAGAUCUUCCGACUAUGGGUUGGGGAGAUGGAUUCAAGAGGACCCACGAUUGAGGGAUGUGCAGAGAUGGGUCAGAGCUCGUUCUUGAGUGACUUUGAAAAAGAAAUGCUUGUAUUGCUUCUGAUCUUGCAUUUUGUGGGGCGGAUUUUGCAUUUUGGCAUUUUUUGAGGGAUUGCUGGUCAAUCUGUGGCAUUGCGUGGGCGUCUUUCUAAUUUCCUUGGGAGCCUUAUUUCUUCACUGGUACAGGAAGCCAGGAAAAUUUCAUUUCUUGUGUGCAUUUCAAGCGAGGAUUUAU
Molecule: messenger RNA, 1617 nt
Organism: Hymenoscyphus albidus
Lineage: Eukaryota; Fungi; Ascomycota; Leotiomycetes; Helotiales; Helotiaceae
Source: the annotation of a GenBank genome assembly